AACAAAUAGAAAUGAAAAUUUAAAAUAACAGCUUUAAUAAUUAGUCUGGUUGCCCAAACUAUAACUGGAUUUACAUAUGAUAAGAAGCUCUUAGUUUCCUGAAAAUUUUAUAAACUUGGAGAGUUCCCUAAUGGAGUGGAUACCACAUCAAUCUCCCUCCCCAUCUAACCCCCCUCAAUUACUACCUGCUUAUAAGUACUGCCUGUUUAUAGUUAACAAUUACACAGGAAAUAAAUCUUAUUAAAGUUACGUCACUGAAGUACAUGCUUAUUGGUAUCAUGUAAAUAAGUUUGACCGGAAACACAGUGCUCUGCAUUUUCAAUAACAAAAGGAAGUGGGUAAAAUCAGGAAAAAAAGAACGAGGUUGUUGUGAAUAUUUAGAUUACAUGGAAACUGAAAUGUGAUCGUUGAUAGAAAGGCCAAAUUCUAAUAAAUAUGAAAUUGAUGAAAGUCAGGAGUCAGAUAUUUUAUCAUUUAAUUGUUGUACACAUUUGUACAAAAACUCAUUGUAGUAAAUUAUGUGGAAACAGGUGCUGUCUUAACUUUUACCAAAGCCCGGACGGAGAAUGUCUUGAGUGUCCACUUGGAACUAAUGGGGUUAACUGUACACAAAAAUGUGUCAAAGGAUAUUUUGGGAGACUCUGUCGGUUACAUUGUAACUGCCCAGCUGAAGAAUGUGAUGGAAGCUUUGGAUGUCCGAAAACAAAUACCGUUGGAAAAGAUACAGAAAGUCAAAAUGAGUGGGUUAACAUGCUUUCUGCCUUGAUAGGAUCUGUUAUCACCAUGAGCCUGAUAGGACUGCUGUUUUACCUUAAAUCCUGGAAUAAAUAAAUUGAUAUGCAAAAAAUAUAUAACAUAAUAUUUUUGUCUUUGUUUUCUUUCAAAUGGAAGAAAUCUUCGAUUGAAUUUUUGAUGGUAAUGACUGUGAUAAUAUGAGUCAACUCAGUAAUUAAUCAGUCAUAUCAAGUAUUUUUCAUGCAGGUUCAUGAAAACAAAUGCAUCACCUACAGUUACAAAUCAGGUGUAUGAAGAUGAGAUAGGUAUUAUCACAGAAAACCCUGUAGACCAUGAGUAUGAAAGUCAAAGAACCCCGUCAUUCACAGAAACUGAAACUGUCCAGAGGACACCAAAUCAACCAGACCUGAACAGCUAUACAGAUCUGAGAUUCUCCCAAAUACAGCCUCUUAAUGACAACGCAAAGGAUGGUGAAAUUGUCCCGGAACCGGAAGUACUAUGUAUCAAAUCAAGUCCAUCGCAAAAGACUCUUAGCGAAAUGGACGUGAACAAGGACAGUGACGAUGCAGAUUGCAAAGGGGAGUAUAAAAAAUUUUCAAUACAUGAACAGAACAGUAAAAGUAUCUACGUAAACAUCCCAUUUAAGGAACAACAACCUUGAAGGACCCUGAAGCCGGUUGAUUCUGAAACGAACCUUAAAAAAAAAUACAGAGGAAAUAUGCGAUGAAUAUUGUGAUUUGUAUCAUCAUCGUCGUUUCGUUUUUCUUUUCACUUCUUUCUUUAAAUACGUAAAAAAUAAAAAAAAAGUAUUUUAAAAAUGAAUUUUUUAAACAACGA
Molecule: messenger RNA, 1572 nt
Organism: Saccostrea cuccullata (small rock oyster)
Lineage: Eukaryota; Metazoa; Mollusca; Bivalvia; Ostreida; Ostreidae
Product: cell death abnormality protein 1-like
Exons: 5
Coding region: 436-831 (131 amino acids)
Source: RefSeq, a predicted model, not a curated record